AGAAUCCAAGGAAAUAAUUUAUCUCUCUCCAUUUUGUUCUCUGUACCGUUUUUUUGUCCCCUGUUUUACCCCGCAUUUUUUCGGACCCAGCGAAAUCUGGCUUAGCGAGGUUAAUAGCAUUCUCCAUCAUCUCAUAACCCGCCCCUUUUGUCUUCCAUUUCAUCAUCACAGAAAUUUCCAUCGAUCUUUUCGUCGAUCGUAGGACAAUUGCAUUGCCUACACGUGUUUUACCUCGAGGAAAAAGGACCUGCAGGCGGAACGUGGAUCCCUCGAGUCCUUAAAAAGUCGCCGGAGAAGUGUGAUAACUGAUAAACGGCCGCAAACCCCACCGCUUUCUGGCGGCCCCUUCGCUUUGCAUCGGCAUACCCCAAAUCCACCAUAAUCCACUUCCCUCUGUUGUGCCGGCAGAAGGCGGCUAUACACGAUCAUGAUGGCUGCCAGCAAUACGCAGCAAGAGAACGGAAUCUAUGCGCAGAACGGCCAAGGGCAAAAGUCGCCGUCGCCUCAAGCUCAUCAUCGUCGCGGUUAUCAGGCCUGCGACCCUUGCCGCAAGCGCAAGGUCAAAUGUGACCUUGGCAGUGUCGAUAACCCGCGUCCCCCUCCGUGUGUACGAUGCCGUCGCGAAAGCAAACGAUGCGAGUUCUCCGCGACCAGGCGCAAGCGGAAACCCUCCGAGAUCGAAGACAGCGUCGAUGGGGUCCUCCUCCGUGACAAGCGGAUGAUGGUCGCAGACGCGGCUCCCAACGGUUCUUCGCCGGAUGGGUCUUACAACGCACGACCGGAGCCGACAUCGAUUGAUGGUGACAGCCUGCAUUCGCGACAGAAGUGGUCAGAAGGACCUCCUGCAGCACCUAAUCAAAUACCACACGCCGAUGCCGGUCAACGAUACGGCACUAAUCAACCUGCAUCCUCUACUUCGCAAUUCCAGGAUGCGAGACCCGUGCGCCCUCCCAUGUGGUCGCUCGGGGAGCGCCCUGGAAUGAGUUUCGGUCUUGAGGGAAGCCAGCCCAUGAUGAAUCGCACCGCCGUUGAGCUGUUGUCGCCUGCGAUCAGUAACAGUCACGAUGCUCUGCACUUACUGUCCGAAGCGGCAGGGCGGACGGAGGAUCUCAAUCGGCAGAGCCUCGAGAAUCGAUACGCCGCGCGGCGGUCGGUUUCCUCCUUCAAUUCUCCCGUGUCUCCUAUGACACAGGCCGGGACUCCUAGAAGCGGAGGCAGUUCCUUUCCGCGAGCGCCUCGGUCCGGUACCGUGCCCGUGGGUAACUUCUAUAAUACGGGAGGAUCGGGUUCCGUGGAUCACACAAAUUCGGAUGCUCGCGAUCACAAUGAACCUAUAGAUAACUUGCAGGAUCCAGGGUUCGUCGAUGCGGUCAGAGCCUGGUCACGUCUGCGGUUUGUUCGAGCAGGUUGGCUCACAGUUGAGGAAUCCAUGGCAUACGUGGCAUACUACUAUGAACAUCUUGCUCCGUUGAGCCCUAUCGUCAUUCCUGAUUUUUCACACCCUUCGACACAUCGCACCCUUCUCACUGAUGAGCCUGUACUGGCUGUCACUAUUCUUACGACCGCAUCACGGCACAUGAAACCCAAGGGUGAUGGGGCAUAUACCCGGUCAUUCUACAUUCAUGAUCGACUCUGGUCUUAUCUUCGGGGAAUGAUUGAGCGUCUUUUCUGGGGCCAAGAGAAGUUCGGCGGAAACGGCAUUGGAAUCAGCAAGCCUCGGUCAUUUGACCUGGCCCCGAGCGCAGCCAAAGUGAGUCUCAAAGGGAACUUGAGAUCCCUGGGCAGUAUCGAGGCGCUCCUGAUCCUCACGGACUGGCACCCCAGAAAUCUGCACUUCCCCCCUGGUGAUGAUGAAAAUACACUCUUGGACUUGGACGCGCACGCUCAAACUCGCCUUGAGAAGGAUAUCGAGCAUGAUGGUGAGCCAACAAACCAUCGGGCUUCUCAAAUGUCAGGCGAGGGGAGACUCGCCUUCCAGAAGUGGUUGGAGCCCGCUUGGCGGUCUGAUCGGAUGUCCUGGAUGCUGUUGAGCACCGCACAAGCGCUGGCUUUUGAGCUGGGAGUCUUUGAUCAGAAGAGCGAAGCGAAGACUGCGAACGACUCUCCUGCCGAACAGACACGGAAACGUCGACUUCGGCGUCUGAUUCUCGUUUACAUCACGCAAAGCAGCGGCCGUCUGGGAAUUCCUUCUAUGCUUCCACUGCCACAGUGGACUAAUGACAUCCAACCAACUCCUGCGUCAACUUCAAAAGGCGGCGAUACAACUAUUGAUCGGAUGCAUGACUGCUGGAUUGGGAUCACCAAGAUCAUGUAUCAGAGCAAUCAGUUGUUGUUCGCAUCUAACGAACAGACAUCGGAACUGAUUAGGAGUGGGCGGUAUCGCGACCAGAUUGAUCGGUUUCAGCCUUUUCUACGAGAAUGGCGAAAUAACAUCGACACGGUUGACCUCGCACCUGCCAUGCGGCACAUCUUGAUGAUUGAAUACGAAUAUACCCGCGUUUAUGUCAACUCAUUAGCUCUGCAGGCAGUCGUGGACCGCUGGACCACAAUGUCCAACGAGGCUGCCCAGGCUCAGAGCGGAAGACCGGGCACUGGUCCCUCGUCGAACAAUUGGUUUCAUAUGCUCAUGGAGCUGUAUCGUGUCAACGAGCAAUACAUCCAGGAAGUUGUUGACGCGUCACGUCGGAUUUUGCAAACUGUACUGGAUGACCUGGUUCCUGGCGAUCACCUGAAGCACGCUCCUGUGCGGACAUGCUUCCGGAUUCUGUCUGGCAUGAUCUUCAUCCUCAAGACAUUCACCCUUGGAGCGAAAGAGGAUGAUGUACGUGUAUCGCUAGACCUUCAGGAUCGAACGGUGGAAGCGUUGAGGACAUGUGUCGUGGACGAUGUCCACCUGAGUCACGCCAUUGCUCGGCUGGUGGAAAUGCUUACGACCAGCAUUCGCACAAGAUUCCUGCGAUUUGCACCGUUGGACCGAGGUGGUGAUGGUGACGGUCAAGAUCGCACCUCUGCACCAGUCUCCAGGCACCAGUCACCGCGUCCUCGCGAUGGCGCCCAAGGCCGUCGGGAUGGAUCGAACCAUGCAUGGACACCGAGCCACAACGCAGCACAGAAUAUUGGCUACGUUGAUGGCAAUAAUCCGACGAGUACCACAAUGGGAUCAGUGCAUGAUCCGCUGGCAGCCAUCCCAGCGCAACCGAUCAAUUCUUCGAAUAUUAAUGUCUCAUUCAUGCCUCCACCGCCGUCGGUGUACCAUAAUUACUAUGAACCGCACACAUCGCCUCCCACCGGAGGGAUGGAAGGAUCGAACGUUCCUUCGCAAUCAAUGAAUGAUAAUUCCGGCACCUCCGGCGGACUUCCGGACUGGUUCGCGCUUCCGCUCGAUCAUUUCUUCAACAGUUCGACAGCCGUUGUCGAUCACGGUCUCGGAGGGACAGGGCCAAUGGUAGGCGAGUUUGACAUGCUUGAGGUCCUGCUCAACGAGCAAUACGACGGCACGGGCGACGGCCUCGAUUCAGCAGGGCGCGACGGGCUUCCGUCCCAGUUCCUGCAGUCUUAGCUGAUCCCAUUCCCGUCAAUAAUGACGAAUGCUUAUCACGCUUAAUCUGACGGUGGUGCUAUUGCCAAAAGUCCAAUGGAGCUACACCCGAGAUUGCUUUCUCGUAUUGUACCUCGGCCAAGGAGUUCUACACUUUACCCUGCCAGGCGCCAAGCACUGCGAUUAUGCUUAGCAUUCCGUGGCUUGUUCCUAUAUAUGCUUGUCUUAGGAUUGUUUCUUGGUGACUGGAAGGUGACCUUCACGGGGUUGCAUUGUUGCAUUCCAUUUCUGAAGUUGUCCCUCGGUAUGAUAUGACCCGCGACAAAGACCUGUAUAGUGUAUGUGGAGGGUUAUCUGACAGCUUGGCGGUUUCAAGACAUUUUCAUGUGUCAUUGUAUGUUUCUAAGCGGGAGUUUCAAAUGUCAACACCCCAGACCCUUGGAC
Aspergillus novofumigatus IBT 16806 is the source of this 3982-nucleotide messenger RNA. Its product is annotated as Zn(II)2Cys6 transcription factor domain-containing protein. The record is from RefSeq and is a predicted model, not a curated record. The transcript has 6 exons. Lineage: Eukaryota; Fungi; Ascomycota; Eurotiomycetes; Eurotiales; Aspergillaceae. Gene Ontology annotation, cellular component: nucleus. Gene Ontology annotation, molecular function: DNA-binding transcription factor activity, RNA polymerase II-specific; zinc ion binding. Gene Ontology annotation, biological process: positive regulation of transcription by RNA polymerase II; aromatic amino acid catabolic process. Bases 428 to 3559 code for a protein of 1043 amino acids.